AUGGCUGAGCAGCUGGUUCUUCGCGGCACCCUCGAGGGCCACAAUGGCUGGGUUACUUCCCUUGCCACUUCUCUGGAGAACCCCAACAUGCUGCUGUCCGGUUCCCGCGACAAGACCCUGAUCAUCUGGAACCUCACUCGCGAUGAGCAGGCUUACGGUUACCCCAAGCGCAGCCUGGAGGGCCACUCCCACAUCGUCUCUGACUGUGUGAUCUCCUCCGACGGUGCCUACGCUCUGUCCUCCUCCUGGGACAAGUCGCUCCGUCUCUGGGAGCUGUCCACCGGUAACACCACCCGCACUUUUGUCGGCCACACCAACGAUGUUCUGUCCGUCUCCUUCUCCGCCGACAACCGCCAGAUCGUCUCCGGUUCCCGUGACCGCUCCAUCAAGCUGUGGAACACCCUCGGUGACUGCAAGUUCACCAUCACCGACAAGGGCCACACCGAGUGGGUCUCCUGCGUUCGCUUCAGCCCCAACCCCCAGAACCCCGUCAUUGUCUCCGCCGGCUGGGACAAGCUCGUCAAGGUCUGGGAGCUCGCUUCCUGCCGCCUGCAGACCGACCACAUCGGUCACACUGGCUACAUCAACACCGUCACCAUCUCCCCCGACGGAUCCCUCUGCGCUUCCGGUGGCAAGGACGGUACCACCAUGCUGUGGGACCUGAACGAGUCCAAGCACCUCUACUCCCUCCACGCCGGUGAUGAGAUCCACGCUCUCGUCUUCUCCCCCAACCGCUACUGGCUGUGCGCUGCCACCAGCAGCUCCAUCACCAUCUUCGACCUCGAGAAGAAGAGCAAGGUUGAUGAGCUCAAGCCCGAGUACGUCGAGAAGGGCAAGAAGAGCCGUGACCCUGAGUGUAUCUCCCUCGCCUGGUCCGCCGAUGGCCAGACCCUGUUCGCCGGUUACACCGACAACAAGAUCCGUGCCUGGGGUGUCAUGUCGCGGGCAUAG
Penicillium atrosanguineum is the source of this 951-nucleotide messenger RNA. RefSeq names its product 40S ribosomal protein RACK1 (gene cpcB). Bases 1 to 951 code for a protein of 316 amino acids. The transcript has 4 exons. Gene Ontology annotation, biological process: rescue of stalled cytosolic ribosome; positive regulation of protein phosphorylation. Gene Ontology annotation, cellular component: nucleus; cytosol. Lineage: Eukaryota; Fungi; Ascomycota; Eurotiomycetes; Eurotiales; Aspergillaceae. The record is from RefSeq and is a predicted model, not a curated record. Gene Ontology annotation, molecular function: protein kinase C binding; translation regulator activity; ribosome binding.